Molecule: messenger RNA, 2424 nt
Organism: Rasamsonia emersonii CBS 393.64
Lineage: Eukaryota; Fungi; Ascomycota; Eurotiomycetes; Eurotiales; Trichocomaceae
Product: Alpha-L-fucosidase
Exons: 6
Coding region: 1-2424 (807 amino acids)
Biological process (GO): carbohydrate metabolic process
Molecular function (GO): alpha-L-fucosidase activity
Source: RefSeq, a predicted model, not a curated record
AUGCCUCCCUCACCAUCACCUCCUCCUACUACUACGACGAAGCUCCUCCUCAUCUUCUUACAACUCCUAACUACAUGUAGUUUCUCAGCAGCAAAAUCAAUAUGGUCCACUACGCCAGGGAACUACGCCAAUUUUAUCUCGACGGCGUUGCCGUUGGGGAAUGGUCGAUUGGGGGCCAUGCCUCUCGGCACAUAUAGCAAGGAGAUAGUGAACCUGAAUGUGGAUACCUUGUGGUCUGGAGGACCGUUUCAGGUUGAUAACUACACCGGCGGCAACCCUCUAACCCCCGUCUCCGGUGCCCUCCCCGGCAUCCGCGAGUGGAUUUUCCAGAAUGGCACGGGCAACGUGACGGCUCUGUACGGCAAUCCUAAUUAUUACGGCUCGUACCAGGUGCUGGGGAAUUUGACUGUCGAUCUCGAUCCUAGCCUGGGCUCGGGAACCAAUGGUUCUGUCUCAGACUACAAGAUGGCUCUCGAUCUUGAGACGGGGAUUUAUACGAGUGGGUGGACGGUUGGGGAUGUACAGUAUCAACGGGAAGCUUUCUGCUCGUAUCCUGACCAGGUCUGCGUCUACCAUGUCACUUCUUCUACGGCCCUCCCCGCCGUCACUAUCGGGCUUGAGAAUCAGCUGAAUUCCCCUGCGCCGCAGGUCAGCUGCCAGAACAACAGCCUCAAUCUGUACGGGCAGACGCAGGAGACCAUUGGGAUGGUGUUCAACGCACGAGCCAUUGUCGUGACGUCCAAGCAUCAAGGAGGGUUCUGCUCCAGAAACAACAGCAGCAACUCCGAGAUCGUCGUUCCCGCAGGAGAGACAGAAAUCUCCGUCAUCGUGGCAGCCGGGACAAACUACGACGCCUCCAAGGGCAACAAAGCGUUCAACUACUCGUUCAAGGGCGAGGAUCCGUCUGCUUCUGUCCUGCAAACCGCGACAGCGGCGUCACGCAAAAGCUACUCCCAACUCAAAGACGCGCACGUCCGCGAUUUCUCGGCCCUCUUCAACCGGUUCAACCUGACGCUGCCGGACCCAAACAACUCGGCCAGCAAACCCACAGUGGAGGUCAUUGGCGCCUACAACAAUGUCACGGGCGACCCCUUCGUCGAAAGCCUGCUCUUCGACUACGGACGCUACCUGUUCAUCGCCUCGUCGCGGCCCGGCAGUUUGCCGCCGAACCUGCAGGGCCGGUGGACGGAGCAGCUGGACCCAGCCUGGAGUGCGGACUACCAUGCCGACGUCAACAUCCAGAUGAACCACUGGCACGUCGAGCAGACGGGACUGGGCGAUCUGACGGGGCCGCUGUGGUCGUAUCUGGACGAGACGUGGAUCCCGCGAGGCACGGAAACGGCGUAUCUGCUGUAUGGCACCACGCAGGGGUGGGUUGUGCACGACGAAUUGAACAUUUUCGGACAUACGGGACUCAGGAUGAAAAACGACGCCACCUGGGCCGACUACCCCGUCGCGCACACAUGGCUGGCGCAGCAGGCCUGGGAUCAUUUCGACUAUUCGCAGGACGUCCACUGGUUCCAGUCGACCGGGUAUCCGUACCUCAAGGGCAUCGCGCUGUUCUGGCUGUCGCAGCUGCAGGAGGACAAGUAUUUCAACGACGGGACGUGGGUGGUCAACCCGUGCAACUCGCCGGAGCAUGGGCCUACCACCUUCGGAUGUAUGCACUACCAACAACUCAUCCGCGAGCUCUUCGAGCACAUCCUUCGCGGAUGGGAAUCGUCCGGCGACACCGACAUGGCAUUCCGCUCGCAAGUGCAGGACAAGCUGGCCAAGCUGGACGACGGCGUGCACGUCGGAUCCUGGGGCCAGCUGCAAGAGUGGAAGCUGGACAUUGACGUGCAGAACGACACGCACCGCCACCUGUCGCACCUGGUGGGCUGGUACCCGGGGUUCUCGGUAUCGGGGAUCUACGGGUUCAACAAGACGGUGACGGACGCGGUGACGACGACGCUGUACUCGCGCGGCACGGGGGUCGAGGACCAGAACACGGGCUGGGGCAAAGUCUGGCGGAGCGCGUGCUGGGCGCGCCUGAACAACACGGACGAAGCGUACUAUGAGGUUAAGCUGGCGAUCCAGAACAACUUCGCCGGCAACGGCCUGGACCUGUACAACGGCGGCGUGCCGUUCCAGAUCGACGCCAACUUUGGACUGCCGGCGGCGAUGCUGGCGAUGCUGAUCCGCGAUCUGGAUCGAGCGAGCGACGACAUGCGCCCGCAGGCAGUGCUCCUGGGACCCGCGAUCCCGGCGUCAUGGGGAGGGGGGAGUGUGUCGGGGAUGCGGUUGCGGGGUGGAGGCACGGUGGACUUUACGUGGGACAGCACGGGGACUGUAACCUCGUGCAGGGUGGACAAAACCGGACGGGGGAGAAAUGCGCCUGCUCUGACGUUCUUUGUCAAGGGAGGGCGUGCCAUUAGCUGUUAA